AAGGAAAAAACCCCCCAAAAUUUCCAAACACCCCCCUCUCAGUAAUAUUACCAAAACACCCCUCUGGAAACCCAAACUUAGCCGUUGAGGGACCCUUUUAACUUUCUUCUUCAUCUCACUGUUCGUCUUUCUCCAAACAAAAAUACUCCAACCAACUAUCAUUUUCACUAAAAUCAUUGUAUUAUUAUUCUCACAUUGGAUACUCAUUUUCAGUGAUUUGUGAACUGUAUAUAUACUUUCUUGUGACCGUUGGAGGCGGUGGGAGUGGAGUAUGGCGUCGACGUCAAGCGGCGAUGUCGGCGCAGGAUGCGGCGGCGGAGGGGAAAUGGGGGUUGCCACGGUGAAGAUGACGGCUGGGACAACUUCGGUGCAGAAGAAUAAAGAGAGUGAGGGUGUUGGAGUGGUGAUGAUGAAGAAGGUGAAAAGAGAAAGAGGAGGGUCUACUGCUAAAGAUAGGAUUAGUAAAAUGCCGCCUUCUACUGCCGGAAAGCGUAGUUCCAUCUACCGCGGCGUUACCAGGCAUAGAUGGACUGGUCGAUAUGAAGCUCACCUUUGGGAUAAAAGCACUUGGAAUCAGAAUCAGAAUAAGAAGGGAAAACAAGUUUAUUUGGGUGCAUAUGAUGACGAGGAAGCUGCAGCUAGAGCAUAUGAUCUUGCUGCUUUGAAGUAUUGGGGGCCAGGAACUCUUAUCAAUUUUCCAGUCACAGAUUAUAGUAGAGAUUUAGAAGAAAUGCAGAGUGUCUCAAGAGAGGAAUACCUAGCAUCACUUAGGAGAAAAAGUAGUGGCUUUUCAAGAGGUAUAGCUAAAUAUCGUGCACUUUCAAGUGGCCGAUGGGAACCUUCACUGGGCCGUGCUACUGCAACUGAAUACCUUCAUGGCAUUCACUAUGGUAAAGGAGAAGAUAUGCCAGCUGAGGGUGAUUAUCCUGGUGGUUUUUCCAUUGAAAGAAAACUUGAUUUAACCGGUUAUAUCAAGUGGUGGGGCCAAAAUAAAGUUCGACAAUCAGAGGCAGGAAAACAUAGCAGCAGUUCUGAAGAAAUGGGGACUGAGCUCAAAUCACUAGAACGGGAAAUCCAAUCUACGGAGCCUUAUCAGAUCCCUCAGUUGGGAACUUCAUACGAAGCAAAGAAAAACAAUAAAGGGUCUGCUACUUCCUCUGCUUUAAGCAUAUUGUCAAGAUCCGCUGCAUACAAGAGUAUGCAAGACAAAGCAUCUAAAGCAAAGGAAACUACUACUGAUAAUGAUGAGAAGGAGAACAAAAGUUAUAUUAGCAAGAUUGAUUGUGGUAAGGAUAUCCAGAAAACAUGUGAUGAUGCUGGAAUUGAGACAUUGGGUUCUUCCCUUGGAAUAGGUGGAUUACCUCUUCACAAGAACAUGUUUCCUUUGUCUCCACUACUCACUGCACCACUUUUGACGAAUUACAACACCCUUGAUCCUUUAGCAGACCCGAUCCUUUGGACGUCUUUAAUGCCUGUGUUGCCUACGGCCCCUUCUCGGACUGUUGAGGUUACCAAAACCGAGACCGGCUCAACAUAUAGCUUCCUAAGGCAAGAAGAAGGAUGAAAAAUUCUUCCACGUGUUGCAAGUAUCUGGCCAAUUACAUACAUGGGCAGAACUACAGUGCUACAGGCAGAGUAAGAAAUCUCUAUGAUAGAGCUCAAGACAUGCUUAUAGGGGAGAAAAUAAAAACAGCCUGGCAGACUAAUUAUGCAUAGCAGGAAGAAAUUAUGUCCCUCUCCCAAUGUGGCAAUGUGCAUAGCAUCAUCUAGUUUUAAGCUGUAAAGGAGCAACCAUCUUUAAGAUUCCAAGAAUAGCACUACUUGUUAAUAUGUAGCCAUGAGCAGUUUGUCCGCGUUACUGUAAACUCUGCCGUUGCUGCAGGCAACGCUGACCGUAAAUUUUCAGGGCUGCUUAAUAGUUUCUCUUUUUUCCAGGUUACUAAUAUAUAUGAACUUAUUAAGUUCAGACCUAAUUGGUAUGUUGAAAACCAUACCUAAAAGUUAUUAAUAAAAUAGCCAUAUCAUCAUUUGGUUAUCAGACAUAUGAAAGAACAUAAUUUGCUUUUA
Molecule: messenger RNA, 2067 nt
Organism: Spinacia oleracea (spinach)
Lineage: Eukaryota; Viridiplantae; Streptophyta; Magnoliopsida; Caryophyllales; Amaranthaceae
Product: AP2-like ethylene-responsive transcription factor At2g41710
Exons: 9
Coding region: 272-1564 (430 amino acids)
Biological process (GO): regulation of DNA-templated transcription
Molecular function (GO): DNA binding; DNA-binding transcription factor activity
Source: RefSeq, a predicted model, not a curated record